AUGGAGGAAGCACGCAGAGUUCUACAGGAAGUCUUCAAGUUUGAUUCCUUCCGCCUGGAGCAAGAAGCGGUCAUUCGACGCCUCCUGGUGGACAGUGACAAUGCCCUUGUUUUGUUCCCUACUGGCGGAGGGAAAAGCCUUACAUACCAGAUCCCUGGGUUAUGUUUGGAGGGAUUAACAUUGGUCAUCUCCCCUCUCAUCGCCCUGAUGAGAGACCAAGUGGAUGCGCUUGUUGCGAAGGGCGUCAAGGCCGCGAGCAUCGACAGCACGCAAGACGCGGGGAGAAUCGCGUGGGUUAAGGAGGAAGUUACUUCGGGGGCUAUGAAGAUAUUGUAUGUCGCGCCGGAACGACUCAACAACGAAGGCUUCAUUUCACUCAUGAAACGCGUCAAGAUAUCUCUUCUCGCGGUGGACGAGUCCCAUUGCAUCUCACAGUGGGGAGCGAGCUUUCGGCCCGAAUACCUCAAGAUCGCACGUUUCGCGGAUGAAAUGGACGUUGAGCGCGUUUUGUGCCUCACAGCAACUGCUACCGAGUCAGUAUCCAGGGAUAUCUGUGACAGCUUCUAUAUCCACCGCACCGAAGGGGUAUUCCGCAUUCCUGUGUACCGGCCCAACCUGUCUCUGAAUGCCGAAGUGUUCUCAAACACAGAACAGAGGAUUAAACGCCUGGUCACCAUCCUCAAGGCGCGAACGGGCCCGGCUAUCGUCUAUGUGACGCUGCAAAGGCACGCAGAGGAAGUCAUGAACAGCCUGCGUUCUCAUGGCGAAGACGCGAUGAUGUAUCAUGCAGGAAUGCCCGCCGAGGAACGCGAGCGUGUACAGCUGGCUUUCAUGGAUUCGGACAGGUCGGUUGUGGUUGCAACCAUCGCAUUUGGUAUGGGUAUUGACAAAGCGAACAUUCGACAGGUAAUACACUUCCACAUGCCGAAGGCAUUGGAGAACUAUAGCCAAGAAGUCGGCAGAGCUGGUCGUGAUGGCCUUCGUUCAGAUUGCUACAUGUUCCUCUGCGCAUCCGACCUUCCUGUCCUUGAGGGUUUUGCUAGAGGUGAUACAUGCGCCAAACGCGACAUCGAACUCUGGAUCCAAGAAGUCGCGACGAAAGAGCCUGGGUCGGAUGGGACACUGGACUUCAAUCUUUACAAGCAGGCAAAGGACUACGACAUCCGACAAAAUGUCUUAGGACUUUGUUAUGCGCAGCUCGAAUUAGACCACGGCUACAUUCGAGCAACCACACCUUUCUUCGAGAUUUACGACAUCUCGUCCCGGACUCCCGCAGGUUGGCAAGCUGUUCUGGGCGAUAUAUCCCCAGCCGCAGUCGUGAUCCGCACCCAUUGGACUUUGAAGGCCGGAAAAUACCAAAUCAAUCUUGUCCACGCCGCUCAAUAUUCCCGCAUGGAACGCACAAAAAAUCCAAAAACGCUUACAAUCUUGCAUCCUGCAGGUCAUAUAUGGUCCAAGCCAUCUCAGCUAAGAAACAGGUAUAUGGUCCUCAAUGCUAUGCCUAAGUCAAGUAAGGACAUCAAAUCUCUUGCUACUACAAUGUAUCAACGCAUGGUUGGCCGAGAAGAAGAAGCCGUUGAGAAGAUUCGCAAGGUUAUAGGGUAUGCUACUGCGGACGACUGUAUGGCCCAAGGGCUGGCAACUUACUUCGGAGAUGACGAUGCCGUCCCCGAUGGCAUGUGCGGCCACUGCACGUUCUGUACAACAGGGGCCGGCGUGGAGUAUGAACCUAUCGCUCAGUCAGUUCCCUCCCCGCAUGCUAUCAGGGCUAUCCUCGACGCCUGCCCGGAGCGCGACGACCCUCGCCUUCUCGCUCGUAUGGCGUUUGGGAUCACAUCUCCUCGGCUCACAAUCGGAAAGUGGUCGACAUCCCAUCCUCUCUUCGGCAGCAUGGUAAACACGGACUUCAAUGCGCUGGUAGCAGCAUUCGACGCUGAAUGCAAGAAAGCAGGCUACGCAAAAGCUGAACCUGCGCUCGUGGCGCGCACUACAACGAAACGCACGUAUUCUCAGACUUCCUCGUCCUCAUAUCGCGGAGGGAGUGGUGGUAGCUACAAGCGAGGGCGUAGAGGAAGGUGGUAG
Molecule: messenger RNA, 2082 nt
Organism: Epithele typhae
Lineage: Eukaryota; Fungi; Basidiomycota; Agaricomycetes; Polyporales; Epitheliaceae
Product: ATP-dependent DNA helicase
Exons: 15
Coding region: 1-2082 (693 amino acids)
Biological process (GO): double-strand break repair via homologous recombination
Cellular component (GO): chromosome; nucleus; cytoplasm
Molecular function (GO): 3'-5' DNA helicase activity; four-way junction helicase activity; ATP binding
Source: RefSeq, a predicted model, not a curated record